GCCAUGCUCAUGCGGGACCAAAGCCCUCCUGGGCGGGAGCGGCUUGGCCAGGGGCACUCGCACUUCAUCUCGCCCCGUCCUGGUCCUCUGGCCGCCUUCCAGACAGAGCAGACGAUGGAAGCCGUCUUCAAGCAGCUCGGCGUGAUCGCCUCGGCUUCGUGGGGUGUGGCCAAACGCAUCAUGCCCGCUCGUCUGACCUCGCUCGCCGAGACCUCCGAGACAUAUGCCUUGGCCUUUGUCGAAACGGGCCAGGUCCUGGCAUCGCGCUAUCCGGUUCUGAAGUUCUUCAUGUCGACGCUGCUGGCCCUGCUGGCUGUUCCUCUUGCGGUCUACGCCAUUGCCAUAGUGCUCCUGUUUGUUUGCGUGGUUGUUGCGGCCGUGGUAGUCGUUGCCAUCUUCAGUCUGCUUGGGGCGGCAUUCCUCGGUCCAGCCUUCAUGCUCUCGACAUGUGGGGCCAUUGGUAUCUCGAUGCUCUACGCAGUGGCAUUCAACUUUCGUCAGAUCGAGGGCAAGAAUCAGCCAAAGUCCAAACCCGAACGUCGCUCAGCAGCAGCGGUGACCGAGUGAGAACGCGGCCCAAUCGAUUCAAGUGGUUUCGGCAGAAGCGAGCGGCGAUGGGAAAAUGCAACGGUCUUUGAUUUCUCUGCCUCUCGGGUCUCGGCGAUGAGCUGCUCUUCCGGCAAUGCGUCCGGUGCACAGCAGGUUUCAAUGUGUUGCUUCCAAGAGACUUGCCCGAUACAAUGUUGUACCUAAGCACGUUCGCAUACUGAAAUGGAGCCAUUUGAGGUUGGCGGUCCAUCUAUCGCUGGGCUCCGAUCACAUACAUUCCGAUCCCGCAGGCUGGCCGUCCUCCGCUCGUGC
Molecule: messenger RNA, 861 nt
Organism: Polychytrium aggregatum
Lineage: Eukaryota; Fungi; Chytridiomycota; Chytridiomycetes; Polychytriales
Exons: 2
Coding region: 4-567 (187 amino acids)
Source: RefSeq, a predicted model, not a curated record